GCGUCCGGGAGGGGACCCAGGCGUCCGGGGAGGGGCCCCGAUGGGGGCGGGGGGGGAAGCGGCUGCGGCGCCAUGGACGGACGGACGGAGGUGCUGCUGCUGGCACUGGUGACACUGGUGGCGCUGGGAGGGGGACAACCCAUCAGCCCCCGGGCCCCUCCCCCCUGCGAGGUGCCCCCGCCCCCCCGCGACUGUCACGACAUCCACGCGGGGGGGGAACGCGACGACGGCGUCUACCUGGUGUACCCGGGGGGCAGCGGGGCGCCCCCCCUGCCCGUCUUCUGCGACAUGAGCACCCAGGGACACGUCUGGACGGUUUUUCAGAAGCGAUUUAACGGAUCCGUCAGUUUUUUCCGGGGCUGGAACGACUACAAGCAGGGGUUUGGACGCGCCGACGGCGAGUACUGGCUGGGGCUGCAGGCGCUGCACCUGCUGACGCUGCAGGGCCGCUACGAGCUGCGCGUGGAGCUCGAGGACUUCGAGAACAACACGGCGGCCGCCACCUACGGCAGCUUCGCGCUGUCGCCCCACGCCGUGAGCGCCGAGGAGGACGGCUACACCCUGCACGUGGGCGGCUUCGUGGACGGCGGCGCCGGCGACUCGCUGAGCUACCACAACGGGCAGAAGUUCUCGACGUUCGACCGCGACCAGGACCUGUACGUGCAGAACUGCGCCGCGCUCUCCUCGGGCGCCUGGUGGUUCCGCAGCUGCCACUUCUCCAACCUCAACGGCUUCUACCUGGGGGGCGCCCACCUCUCCUACGCCAACGGCAUCAACUGGGCCCAGUGGAAGGGCUUCUACUACUCGCUGCGCAAGAGCGAGAUGAAGAUCCGGCGCCUCUGAGGCCCCGCCCCCUCCCCGCCCCGCCCCCGCCCUCCCCAUGGCUGCAAUUAAACCCCUUCGUUGAUUGGCCAA
This is a messenger RNA of Columba livia (rock pigeon), 915 nucleotides long. Its product is annotated as microfibril-associated glycoprotein 4-like. Gene Ontology annotation, biological process: elastic fiber assembly. Lineage: Eukaryota; Metazoa; Chordata; Aves; Columbiformes; Columbidae. The coding region runs from base 73 to 843 and encodes 256 amino acids. The transcript has 6 exons. The record is from RefSeq and is a predicted model, not a curated record.